AUGCACGCCUUUCCGUUACCGUGCUCCCUCCUUCUCUGCAAUGGCAUGAUGGUGGCUGCACAGAAGCAGCUCCCCAGUGAAAAGGCAGAAAGCCCGACACAGACACGGACCCCGCAGACUCUCUCUCGAGGCUGGGGAGAUGACAUUGAAUGGGUGCAGACAUACGAAGAAGGUUUAGCACGAUCAAAAUACAGCAAGAAGCCGCUGAUGGUUAUUCAUCACUUGGAAGGGUGUCCUUACAGCCAAGCUUUAAGAGAAGCAUUUGCUUCUAGCCCACAGAUCCAGCAGAUGGCCCAGGAGGACUUUAUCAUGCUCAAUCUGGUGCAUUCCAGCAGCCACGACAACACGGCGCCCAAGGGCCACUACAUCCCUCGGACCCUCUCCGUGGAUCCUUCAAUGACCGUUCGAGCUGAUCUAACUGGCAAAUAUGGGAACAGGGUGUACACUUACAAACCAGAAGAUACUUUGAUCUUGAUUGAAAACGUGAGACGAGCGCAGAUGCUCCCGCACAGCGAGCUCUGA
Messenger RNA from Tyto alba (common barn owl), 522 nucleotides. Its product is annotated as anterior gradient protein 3-like. Gene Ontology annotation, cellular component: endoplasmic reticulum. The coding region runs from base 1 to 522 and encodes 173 amino acids. The record is from RefSeq and is a predicted model, not a curated record. NCBI's taxonomy places the organism in Eukaryota, Metazoa, Chordata, Aves, Strigiformes, Tytonidae. The transcript is spliced from 7 exons.